AUGUCUUCGAGAAGGAAACCGCGACAACGCAUCUGUCCGGGAUGUCACACACAACAAGAAWAUCACCAAUUUGGCAAGAUGCACAAAGCUUGCCAAGGACCAAGCAGCGAUGGUGAAGAUAGCGACCACGAGGUCAACAUAGCUUCCACAUCGAAGACUGAUGGAGAGCUGCUCCAGGCAAUAAGACUCNGGAAACAAAGUGACAGCCGACAAAUGCCAGACACGAAACAAUGCAUCUAUUGUGGAGGCAAACACAAACCAGUACGCAAGAACUGCUCAGCGUAUGGACAAACUUGCAAGUCGUGUGGCAAGAAAAACCACUUAACUAAGAUGUGCAGACAAGAAAAGGCGCACGCACUCAACGAUGAAACGGACACUGAAUCCAGCGAUCCUGAGUACAGUUUCUCAGUAUCAGUGAAACCGGAAACCAUUAACAAAGUCGGCGCAGCACGUGGCAAAAACAAGCAAAUCUAUGCAAACAUGAUGAUAGGAGAGCAAAAGGUCWAAUUCCACGUCGAUUGUGGUGCCACGGUUAACGUAUUACCGAACAAAUAUGUUAACAACAACGAGAUAAAACCAACAGAGAAAGUGUUGCAGAUGUGGAACAAAACUGAGCUUAAACCAGAAGGAAUGUGUCAUCUAGCUGUCACAAACCCAAGAAACGGCCGGAAGUACGACGUAGAGUUCAUGAUUGUAAAACAGAACUUGACUCCGUUGCUAGGAACAACCGUCAUACAGGAAAUGGGUCUCAUUGAGGUUCACAGCGAUAACUUCGAAGCGAUUUCUGAUGUAAAAGAAAACAGUGAAAGGAAGACCGCUGAACAAGUCAUCAAAGAGCACAAGGACGUCUUCGAGGGUGAGCUGGGGACGUUAGCGGGUGAGCAACACCUAACAAUAUACCCAACAGUGCCGUCCAACAUUGCACCGUCAAGAAGAGUGGCAUUUUCUUUGAAACCUAAAUUGAAAGCGGAGCUAAAUAGACUUACGGGGUUAGGCGUUAUAGCUCCCGUUGAUGAGCCUACUAAUUGGGUUAGCAACCUGGUGGUCAAGACAAAGGACUCGGGAGAGUUAAGACUUUGCUUGGACCCCAAGCCACUAAACAAGGCGCUCAAACGAGAGCGUUAUCCAUUGCCUAUCAUUGAAGAUGUGUUACCUGCUCUUGCURAAGCGAAAGUGUUCACCAAAGUAGACGCCAGAAACGGCUAUUGGCACGUGCAGUUGAACCRUGAGUCGAGUCUGCUGACAACGUUUGACACGCCCUUUGGACGGUAUCGCUGGAGAYGGCUACCCUUUGGAGUCAGCGUCGCGUCAGAGAUCUUCCAGAAGAGACUCAACCAGGCUCUAGACAGACUCGAUGGUCUACUAACUGUCCACGACGAUAUGGUCAUCUACGGAGUGGGGGACACCGAGGAAGAAGCAACUGAGGAUCACAACAAAAAGCUAGCACAGUUCCUACGACUCUGCAGAGAAACAGGAGUGAAGCUGAACAAAAGAAAGCUGAAACUACUCUGCAAAGAGAUCCCCUACCUGGGUCAUCUCGUUACCGCAGAAGGACUAAAGCCAGAUCCCGAGAAGGUGGAAGCUGUACAAAACAUGCCAAAGCCGGACAACGUGAAAGCAGUAAGACGAUUUUGCGGGUUUGUCAAUCUCGCAAAAUUCCUGMSACACCUAUCCGAGGUACUGGAGCCUAUCCAGCAGCUGACUCACACCGAAGUGGUMUGGRACUGGUCACAUGAACAUGACGCAGCCAAAGUCAAAGAGCUKGUCACGACAGCUCCGCUAUUGAGGUACUAUGACCCAGAAGAAGAGCUGACAGUGCAAUGCGACGCCAGCGACAAARGAUUAGGAGCAGCUCUGAUGCAGAAUGGACAGCCCGUCGCAUUCGCCAGCCGUGCUCUCACUGAUCCAGAGACUCGAUAUGCACAGAUCGAGAAAGAGAUGCUGGCUGUGGUGUUUGCUCUUCAGAAGUUCGACCAGUAUGUCUAUGGUCGCAGCGUGACAGUGGAGAGAGACCAUAAGCCCCUAGCAACCAUCGCAGUCAAACCGCUAAGAAGUGCUUCAAAGAGACUUAAGGGGAUGUUACUGAAGGUCCAGAGAUACGACGUCACAAUUGUGUACAAACCUGGACCAGAGAUGUACCUAGCAGACACGCUAAGCCGAGCGUACCUACCAACAUCUGMCAACACCCAAGGCGAGUUCGAAAGGAUAAACGCUGUAAAAUACCUACCAAUGACUGACGAGAGACUGGAGGAACUAAAGGCAGCCACAGUCAACGACGAGACUCUGCAACAGCUGAAGCAGAUCAUCCAGUGUGGUUGGCCAGAGGAGAAGAGGAACCUGCCAGCCAUGKUCAGACCCUUCUACGGAUACAGAGAUGAGCUCAGCGAGUACGAUGGACUUGUGUUCAGGGGCGAAAGGAUCCUCGCCCCAAAGACGAUGCGGAAGACAAUGAAGGAACGUCUUCACAGCUCUCACACUGGAAUAAAUGCUUGCCUAAGGAGAGCAAAAGAAUGCAUGUUCUGGCCAGGCAUGACGUCCGACAUCAGAGAAUAUGUAGCUCAGUGUGAAACGUGUGCUGCCUUCACGGCAAAACAACAGAAGGAGACACUAAUGAGCCAUGACGUCACAGAGCGACCAUGGGAGAAAAUCGGUACAGACCUGUACACAAUUGGAGGCAAGGACUACCUCGUGAUUGUGGACUACUUUUCAAACUUCUGGGAAAUCGAGCCCCUAAGCGACACAAAGGCAUCUACCGUCAUCAAGAAAGUGUCAUUUCGCAAGGAAUGGUAUUCCGGAUACUGUCAUCAGUGA
This is a messenger RNA of Exaiptasia diaphana, 2811 nucleotides long. RefSeq lists its product as uncharacterized. The transcript has a single exon. Lineage: Eukaryota; Metazoa; Cnidaria; Anthozoa; Actiniaria; Aiptasiidae. The coding region runs from base 1 to 2811 and encodes 936 amino acids. The record is from RefSeq and is a predicted model, not a curated record. Gene Ontology annotation, molecular function: nucleic acid binding.